UUUGCCUGCAUGUCAUAAGUUGAAAAAUGCGCCCUGAUAUCAGCUGUUAAACCUUAUAUCUUAAAUAGUCUGAUGCAAUGCAACGAGUUUAAAAAGUCAUUAUUUAAAAUUUAUAUCUAUAAUUUGCUCCAAUCCAUUUUCAUAUCUGAAGCGAUUGUAAUUAUUAAAUUGUAACUAUGUUGAUAACUUCUCUCUUGGGAUGCAGAAAUACUUCAUCCAUGUUGAGAUCAGGGACAAGUGGUCUUGUUAGAUCAAAUUUCCUAAGGAAUCGGAUAAUUAGCCGAAGAUCAACCACAAUCACUCCUCCUGCUGAACCUUAUAGUAAGUUUAUCGGACCCAGGGAUCGGAAACGCGUGGGGAAAUGGUUACUUUGUGUAGCAGGAGCCUCUUUCGGUACAGUUGUGAUCGGUGGUAUUACUCGUAUUACUCGGUCUGGUUUAUCGAUGGUAGACUGGCAUCCUUUCAGAGAAUUUCCUCCGUUUACUAGAGCUAGAUGGGAAGCAGAAUUUGAAAAAUACAAGCAAUUUCCUGAAUUCAAAUUGGAAAACCAUGACAUGACACUGGAGCAAUUCAAAAAAAUUUGGUGGGUUGAAUACCUGCAUCGUACCAUGGGACGUGUUACUGGCUUGACCUUCGCAAUUCCUUUCGGUUACUUUGUUUUAACCAGAACAUUUCCUUUCCAAUUAAUGAAGAAAUUGUAUUGUAUUGGUGGAUUACUUCUUUGUCAGGGUUAUCUUGGCUGGUAUAUGGUUAAAAGUGGUCUUGAAGAAGAAACAGCCAAAAAGUACAGUCAUCCACACGUUAGUCACUAUCGACUGGCAGCUCAUUUAGGAACAGCCUUCGUAUUUUAUUCUUUAGUCCUUUCAACUGCAUUUGAACUUUUGCUGCCUCCUCAAAUGGUCUCAAUCACACCAAAACAUUUAUUAUUUAGAAAGUGUUUAAUUGGCUUGACUGGUUUAGUAUUUGUCACGGCGAUAUCAGGAGCAUUUGUUGCUGGUUUGGAAGCUGGUUUAGUCUACAAUUCAUGGCCUAAAAUGGCUGAUAGAUGGAUUCCAACAGAUAUUAAUACUAAAUAUCCAUGGUACAAAAAUGUCACAGAAAAUCCAACCACUGCCCAAUUCGAUCAUCGUCUUCUAGCUCAUACGGUUGUCCUUAGUGUCCUCGCACUUUGGCUGUAUUCUCGUCGACUUAAUUUACCUCCUCGAUCCCGACUUGCUAUGAAUAUCUUUCUCGGAGCUGCUGCUGCACAAACAACUUUAGGAAUUGUGACGUUACUCACUUAUGUCCCUAAACCUUUAGCAUCUUUACAUCAAGCUGGUGCUCUAGGUUUACUUUCCUCUGCUAUUUGGGCAACUCAUGAGUCAAAGCUUUUUAGAUUAAUCCCUAAAUAAUUGUAAAGAUUCCCUCAGUGCAACUCUUUCAGAUAAGUUUUCGAAUCAUCAUCACAUAUUUAUUAAUUAUAGAAGUGUUCUGUUUUACA
Tetranychus urticae (two-spotted spider mite) is the source of this 1480-nucleotide messenger RNA. RefSeq names its product heme A synthase COX15. NCBI's taxonomy places the organism in Eukaryota, Metazoa, Arthropoda, Arachnida, Trombidiformes, Tetranychidae. The record is from RefSeq and is a predicted model, not a curated record. Gene Ontology annotation, cellular component: mitochondrial inner membrane. Gene Ontology annotation, biological process: heme A biosynthetic process. Gene Ontology annotation, molecular function: oxidoreductase activity, acting on NAD(P)H, heme protein as acceptor.